GCAGCCGAGCCGGGCGGGCUGCUCGUUGCUGCACUGAGAGCUCUUUAUUUUCCCCGGCAAUGCUUUCCUCUUUCUGUGCCCUUACAAGAAGUCGCUGCUGCUGGAUGCUGUUAAGGGACGGCGUUGAGCGAGUUGUGGCUAAGUUUGAAGAGUUUAAAUAGUCGCGAUGCUUGUCCGCCUCUGGGGUAGCGCGAUCAAUUUUGUAGCCUGUCAACUCUUUGCACUUCUGGCUGCAUUUUGGUUUCGUAUUUACUUGGGUCCCAGUCAUGCCAGCUCUGCUGUUCGCCAUGCAUUUGCCACCCUCUUUGGGAUAUACUUUGCUGUCUUCUGCUUUGGGUGGUAUUCCAUUCAUCUUUUUGUCCUGGUGAUGAUGAACUAUGGCAUUAUGAAUAUGGCAAGUAUUCCCAACAUCCACAGGUACUCCUUUGUUGUAGCUAUGGGAUACCUCACGUUGUGCCACAUAAGCCGAAUAUACAUAUUUCAUUAUGGUAUUCUCACUACAGAUUUUUCCGGUCCUCUGAUGAUAAUUACACAGAAGAUCACAACACUUGCAUGCCAGUUACACGAUGGAAUAGGGCGACAAGCUGAGGAACUCACUGCUGAGCAGAAUCGGCUUGCUGUAAAGUCAAGACCUUCUUUACUGGAGUAUUUAAGCUAUCUCCUCAAUUUUAUGAGCAUCAUAGCUGGUCCUUGCAGCAAUUACAAGGAUUAUAUAGCCUUCAUUGAAGGGAGGCAUGUGCACAUGAAACUCUUAGAAGUGAACUGGAAGCAGAAGGGUUAUGACAGACUUCCUGAUCCUUCUCCAACUGGAGCAGUGAUGUACAAGCUGUGUAUCACACUAGUAUCUCUCAUUUUAUUCUUGACACUUACCAAGAGCUUUCCUAUGGCAUAUAUUAUUGAUAACGAAUUUCUUGAUAAAACACCCUUCUUGUCAAGACUUGGUUACCUGUAUGUUGUAGCACAGGCAGCAAAACCAAAGUAUUACUUUGCAUGGACUUUAGCAGAUGCAGUCAACAAUGCAGCUGGUUAUGGAUUCAGUGGAGUUGAUGAAAGAGGCACUUUCCGCUGGGACCUGUUGUCCAAUUUGAAUAUCUGGAACAUUGAGACUGCAACGAGUUUUAAAAUGUACAUUGAAAACUGGAACAUUCAGACAGCUGCCUGGCUAAAACGUGUCUGCUAUGACAGAGCUCCCUGGUACCCUACAGCUUUAACAUUUAUCCUGUCUGCCCUGUGGCAUGGUAUCUAUCCUGGAUAUUAUUUUACGUUUCUCACUGGAAUCCUUAUCACACUUGCAGCCAGAGCAGUAAGAAACAAUUUUAGACAUUACUUCCUAUCUUCAGUGCCUCUCAAGAUAGCCUAUGAUCUUGUCACCUGGGUUGUCACUCAACUGGCAGUGUGCUAUACUGUUGCACCAUUUGUUAUGCUGGCUGUUGAGCCCACUAUUAAGUUUUACAAGUCUAUGUAUUUUCACAUGCACAUUCUGAGCAUCUUGGUGUUGCUCUUGCUGCCUAUCAGACCUCAAGCUCACUCCAAAAGAAAGGCUCAGAAUCAGGCCAUGCUGAACUCUGUUAAAAGAAAAGACAAAUGAUGACUACAAGGAAAAUUGCCAACACUGGGAAAUCAAGCUGUCAUAUUGGAAACAAAGAAAGAAGAAAACUGGGUGGGAUAAGGGUCAAACUACAAGACAAGUGGCAUUUCUAUUGCUUAUCUUAAAAUCUUACUGGACAGGGCAGAAAAGAGCCUGAAUGACUAUAUUUCAAAUUAUUCCAGUUAACAGAGAUUAUACAGGCAAUGUUUACAGGCUCCUUGGGCAUUUUGACUUUUUAAAUAAAUAUUUUUAUGAAGUGUUUUUAUAUAUUUAA
Neopsephotus bourkii (Bourke's parrot) is the source of this 1862-nucleotide messenger RNA. RefSeq names its product membrane bound O-acyltransferase domain containing 1 (gene MBOAT1). Bases 167 to 1588 code for a protein of 473 amino acids. Gene Ontology annotation, cellular component: membrane. The record is from RefSeq and is a predicted model, not a curated record. Gene Ontology annotation, molecular function: acyltransferase activity. The transcript has 13 exons. Gene Ontology annotation, biological process: lipid modification. Lineage: Eukaryota; Metazoa; Chordata; Aves; Psittaciformes; Psittacidae.